Messenger RNA from Gadus macrocephalus (Pacific cod), 745 nucleotides. RefSeq names its product nucleoside-triphosphatase, cancer-related (gene ntpcr). The transcript is spliced from 2 exons. The record is from RefSeq and is a predicted model, not a curated record. Gene Ontology annotation, molecular function: ribonucleoside triphosphate phosphatase activity. Bases 76 to 279 code for a protein of 67 amino acids. NCBI's taxonomy places the organism in Eukaryota, Metazoa, Chordata, Actinopteri, Gadiformes, Gadidae.
CCCCCGAGUGCGCUUGCGCAGAAGAGUACGGAAGUACAGCAGCUUGGACACAAACAAACCCUGCUGCCCGCCUCGAUGUUUAAACACGUUUUCCUGACAGGACCUCCAGGCGUGGGGAAGACCACCCUGGUCCGGAAGGCCAGCGAGGCCUUGGCAUCGUCCGGUGCCGCCGUAGGGGGCUUCUACACCGAGGAGGUCCGGGAGGGGGGCCGCCGGGUGGGGUUUGAUGUCGUCGUGACCACGACAGGAGAGCGAGGCUGCCUGUCCAGAAUCAAGUAGGCUGCUGUUCGGCCAAUCUAUGCAUCCGAUUCUUGUCAAAUUUCGCUGAUUGACGACGUAUUGUAACGUCUUUAUUUAAGUUUUCAAGGGGACAGCAUGUAGAUAGACCAAUUGCCUCUAUCAAAUGGUGCUCCCACUACAGAAUCACGUUAUUUUACGCCACUACUACUCACCCCGUGUACAUUAUAAGAAUAUGGGGAGCAUGUUUUGAUGCCGUAUUAUAAAUUCUUUAUUGAAUGUUUCAGGCUGAUCUUCUGAUAAAACCCAUGAUAUGGUUCAUUAGUAUAGCCUCCAUGUACCUGACCCUCCCUUCCAUGCUACAGAGACCCUGCCGCCUCUGCGUCUCAGGGAGGCCGGGAGUACAAGGUCGGCCAGUAUGUGGUUGAUUUAACAUCAUUUGAAAACCUGUCUCUUCCACUCUUCAGAAGUGUAAGCCGUCCCAAGGUUGUUUCUUUAUGUGCAAGCC